Spinacia oleracea (spinach) is the source of this 2358-nucleotide messenger RNA. RefSeq lists its product as uncharacterized. The record is from RefSeq and is a predicted model, not a curated record. The transcript has 4 exons. Lineage: Eukaryota; Viridiplantae; Streptophyta; Magnoliopsida; Caryophyllales; Amaranthaceae. Bases 765 to 2117 code for a protein of 450 amino acids.
CUUACAAGUUACGACCACCUUUUAUAUUUUAGCGCUUAAGACAAAUUCAGUGAAUUCAGUCAACCUCAAAAUUCAAGAAGAAAUCCUCUCUCCUUCCCCUGAAACUUAAGUGAAUGUUUUGUCCUUGAUUAUCUUCAGCAGUACGAGUUUAAUUGUACUAAUGGCUGCAAUGUGGGUGGUUUAUCGUGACUCUCUUGCAGUAAUCACUCGACCCUUCUAUCAGAGUUACGCUAGACACCAAAUUUGGAAUCUAAUAAGUAAAUUAGGGAUGCGCAUAAGGUGUUUGAUGAAAUGUUUGGGAGAAAUGUUGUUUCUUGGACGUUGUAUCAGUGUAUGGUUGAUGGGUAUGUUUAUUUUGAGGACUUGAUUAGUGCAGAAAGGGAGUUCGAUGCAAUGCCGAAGAGAAAUCAAGUUUCAUGGAAUGCCAUGAUAAUGAAGCAGAAUACUGAGAGGAAGCAGAGAGCUCAAGGGGGGAAGAAGGGAAAUUCAAAAGAGAAAGGAAGGAAGCAGAGGGGAACUGAAAUAAUAAUUGAUAACGUGGUAUAAACGUCAGGAAAAUAUUGUUGCGAGAAGUAUCUACGAUCAACCCAAUUACAACCACCUUUUAUAUUUUAGCGCUCAAAAACACAAUUCAACUCUUCCUCUCUAAAACAUUCAGCCUCUGUUUUCCAACACAAAAAAUUAAAGAAGAAAUUCUCUCUUCUUCCCCUGUAACUCAACUCUGAUCAAACCCAACACUAAAAUCUUUCAAGAUUGUGAACUCCAUGGAUAACAGGAAGGGCAAGGGCAAAGUAAAUGAAUCUAGAACAUACUGGGCUUCUUUUUUGAAUCCUGUAGAUGGUUAUGAUGGUGAUGUUGAUGUUGCGGACGAUAUUGGAUCAACAGUAAGGACUUCAGGGCAGAAUGACAACGAGCCUUCUGAUACUCGAAGAAUUCAACAGUCUAAUAGCCUAACUGGCUCGCAUUUGAAUCCUAUAGAUGUUGAUGUUGAGGAAGAUAUGGGAUUGAAUGACAAUGAUCCUUCUGAAACUCAAAGAAUUGGACCCUCUAAUAGGCUAAUUGGUAAUGAUUCUGGAAGGAAGAGAUCGAAUAAUGCUAAUAGCCUUACUGGUGAAGAUCCAAAAAGGAAGAGAUCCAAUAAUGCUAGCAUUUCAAAUGUUAAUCAACUUCAAUUUUUGAGUCCUACCUCUGCUCAAGCUCAUAUUUCAUCUCAUAUUUUGAGUCAGAUGGGAACUUCUCCAGAUAACUUUUUUAAUCCUUUUCCUUACCUUCCCGGAUUUCGACCUCCAUUGAAUCCUACCACCGCUCAAACUCCACCAUUUCAGUCGCAGCCUCGACCCACAGUUGAGCCAUCUCAAGGGCUGGGGUAUCAGCAACAACAGCAGCUAGGGCUAGUUUCUAGAACUAACAGUUCUGUGUCUCAAGGGCUGGGGUAUCAGCAACAACAGCAGCUAGGGCUAGUUUCUAGCACUAAUAGUUCUGUGUCUCAAGGGUUGGGGUAUAAGCAACCUGCUCCUCGUAGAAGCCUGAGGCCAAAUAUCAACCCAUAUCCAUCACAAGUAACGAGGCAUCAGCAAGUUGCACCUCGUAGAAGCCUGAGUCCAAAUAUCAACCCAUAUCCAUCUCAUGUAACGGGGUCUCAGCCACAUGCUCCUUAUAGAAGCCUGAGGAUGAAGGCUGAUAACUCACAUGCAUCUCAAGUAACGGGGUAUCAGCAAAUUGCACCUCGUAGAAGCCUGAGUCCAAAUAUCAACCCAUAUCCAUCUCAUGUAACGGGGUCUCAGCAACAUGCUCCUUAUAGAAGCCUGAGGAUGAAGGCUGAUAACUCACAUGCAUCUCAAGUAACGGGGUCUCAGGGAGUUUCUAAUAUUCAUUCUGGUUCAGUUCGACAAGUGCAGCAAGCCCCCCGACCUGGAACCAACCUUUCUCCAUCAGCACCUGAUUUAUUUCAGUCAUACGAAGAGUUUCUUCAGAGACAGGGAUCCUUAGGUAUUACAGGGGAGCUUUCCGAUACGCUGACUCAAAGGUUAACUGCAGCUAAUAGAGACUUGAACACGGAAACUACAGAAUCUGACAACACACAAGAUGAGCAGGAGAAUGCUGAUACAGAUACUUAACACUCAGUGGCCGUGUUUCAGAAAAUGCAGACCUUGAGUCUCUUCCUAUACACUGUGUAGCUUUAUCUCUUGUUGUCUCUCUCUGAUUUCACCUGAAAUUACCAAGCAGGCGUUAUCUGAAUUGUUUUGUAAAGAAUAAGGAGUUUUAAUUCGUGAUACGAGAAUAAGAAAACCAGAUUGUGAAUGUUACUCAGUUAGCAUGUAUAGAUAAAGCUAAUAGAUUGUUAUUUUGUUCCUGAUA